GCUUCCGCGGCGGUUCGGCGUGCGAGCGGAGCUGUUUGGCGCCCGCCCGGCGCGGCCAUGGCGCGGAGCUCCCACUCGUCGCGCUUCCGCCGCCUGGACAUCGACCAGUUCGACGAGAACCGCUUCGUGGAGGAGCCCGACGCCGCCGAGGCCGGGAGCGGAGCCGGCGCGGCCGAGGGCAACGGAGGGCCCGGCCCGGAGGUGGAGGCGGCGCUGCGGCAGGGAGAUUUGCUUCGGGCUUUCCAUGCAGCUUUACGAAACUCACCUGUGAACACCAAGAACCCAGUUGCAAAGGAGCAGGCCCAGGAAGUGGUGCUGAAAGUCCUCACGUCCUUCAAAAGCAGCGAGAUCGAGCAGGCGGUCAACUCCUUAGACAGCAGCGGCAUCGACUUGCUCAUGAAGUAUAUUUACAAAGGGUUCGAAAAGCCGACGGAGAACAGCAGCGCUAUACUCCUCCAGUGGCAUGAAAAGGCAUUAGCGAUAGGCGGACUUGGCUCCAUCGUCCGGGUCCUCACCGCACGGAAAACGGUUUAAAAAGUCCCUCGACCCGAGACACCAAGAACAUUUUUGGGGGGAGCCGGGAAAAGAACCCCCCCCCUCCCCCCACGUUUUGGCUACUUCUCCGGGACCGGCAGCCUCCCACCCGAAACACAGUUGGGAGAAGGAAGGAAGGAAGGAAAGCUGGUGCCUUCGUUUGCUGGAAUCAAGAGCCGGGAAGAGGGGGAGGCAGCCUGCAAUUUUGUGCGGCAGUGAAAGGGGGAAACGGGGGUGUGAGUUGCGUUGGCAACCAGAUGCCCGUUCCCUGAAGGGCAGCGUUGCUGAUGCUGCUGGGGCCCAGUGAAUGUUGCGUGUGUGGGUGUGAAACUUUUAAUUUAAAGAGUAACACAUGUCUGCAGUGGGCGGGGGGGAUGGGGAGGGGGUGGUGGCUGCGGUGUGAGAGGCGGAGAGGUUUGGGGGCGUUAUGGGAAGGCAGGUGUUCUCACCGCGAGGGGGCUUUGGGGGGUGGGUUUUUGUACAUAAUUAAAAGAAUCGCCGGGCUCAGCGCGGACGUCGGUUUCAUGUAAAGUGCCUGCUGCUCUGUAAUUAAAAAUAAAAGUUCUUGGAGAGUUACUUUAAA
Messenger RNA from Notechis scutatus (mainland tiger snake), 1117 nucleotides. RefSeq names its product actin related protein 2/3 complex subunit 5 like (gene ARPC5L). Gene Ontology annotation, biological process: regulation of actin filament polymerization; Arp2/3 complex-mediated actin nucleation. Lineage: Eukaryota; Metazoa; Chordata; Lepidosauria; Squamata; Elapidae. Gene Ontology annotation, cellular component: actin cytoskeleton; Arp2/3 protein complex. The record is from RefSeq and is a predicted model, not a curated record.